Molecule: messenger RNA, 453 nt
Organism: Nannospalax galili (Upper Galilee mountains blind mole rat)
Lineage: Eukaryota; Metazoa; Chordata; Mammalia; Rodentia; Spalacidae
Product: leucine-rich repeat-containing protein 39
Molecular function (GO): protein binding
Source: RefSeq, a predicted model, not a curated record
CUCAGCAAACUGUUAAAACUUACCCACCUCGAUCUGAGCAUGAACCACUUCACUACGAUUCCUCUGGCUGUGUUGAAUAUGCCUGCCCUGGAGUGGCUGGAUAUGGGAAGUAACAGUCUCCAACAACUUCCUGACUCCAUAGAAAGAAUAUUUUCAUCUAUUCCAAAUAUGUAAAAGGAUUUUAGGAGUGGAAAACUGACUGAUUUCAUGACAUUAACAAGAAAAUACCACAGUAACAACUCCCCUUAAGUGCAUGCCAAACACUUCUCUGUACUUCACAAGAGGAUGAAGAAACUGAUGCGCAGAAAUGUUACCUAACUUGCCCAAGGUCAUGCAGUGAGCUGCUCAUUGACUGGGUUUGAACCUAGAAAUCCACGCCUUAGUCACACACUGUUAACCAGUAGGUGUGGUGCCUUGCCCAGAUGGGCAUAUUAAUAAUUCCUCUCUCUCUCU